UGUGGGCGUGGCGACGGCGCCGGUCAGAGCAGAGGCCGCGAGAGCGAGAGCAGUAAUUCCCGGAGAACGAGCGCAUGAAGAUGUACUUUACCGGAGUUUGUCCGGUAAUGUCAUGAGUGAAAACGUCUCGGAAACCAUCUGGUCUACGCCGCUCAGAUAAGACGAACACACCAAGAGGAUUUUUAAUGUUUUUGAAGACAAAGUAAACCUCGAGGAGCGUCUGUCUGGAUGAAAUUGACAGAAAGACGUUAGGAUCGAAUAUAAACAGAACAUCACAGCGGACAGGGGGAGCAGUGAAGCUAUAAUCUGAGUAUGGGCCCUGAGGAGCUGCCUGACCUUAUGGACACGAUGUCGAGCACUCCUCCUCCGUCUCCUCGUCCUGUUUGUUCCUCAUUCUCACCUCCUCACUGCUCUCCACCGGUCGUGACCUUACGCUCCCCUGCCACUCGUUACCUGACUCAGCUCGACCCCUGGAGGAGACACAGCUGGGAACCUGGAGCUGUGGCACAGGGAUAUCCACCCAAUGACACACGCAGUGUGAGUCUUGAAGAUCUGAACCCGGAUGAGAUGUCCUUAGUGCUAAACAGUGCAUGGAAGUCAAAAAGAGCCCGAGAAGCCCGCAGGUCUGUCACUCAAGCUUCCCUGACGUCACUUACUGAGGAGGAAGUUGGAGCAGAGCAUCAGGAACAUCAUCGAUCAGCGCUGGAGGAGCAGUCCAAUCAGAUGCAUGGCUGCAGUGUCUCCGCCCCCAGCCUGUGUAUGAUGCAGCUGAUGCCUAGAAGCUCCGCCCCUCGCCCACGCUCCUACUGCCAUGAGAGUGUUUCGUACCACCAGACUGGAGGAUCAUCUCACAGUAUAGACAGCGAGUUUGCUGCUCCGGGCUGGGACAUAGAUAGAGGGCAAAUAAAGGCUGAGGGGCAUGAAAACAAAGAGGAUGUCUCAGGAAAUCGCCUGGAGCGAACACUGAGCUUCCUGCGCAAGAUGACUGCUAAAAGCAAGAAUAAAGAGAAGGAGCGCAUGAGGGAGCGGGAGAGAGAAGCCAGAGAUCGAGAGGCGCGCUACAGUAAUGGCCACCUCUUCAACUCUCUCACCGUGUCUGGAACAACGCUCUGCUCGGCCUGCAACAAGAGCAUCACCGCUAAGGAGGCCCUCAGCUGCCCGAGUGAGUCACACACACACAUACAUAUACAUCACACUCAAAACCCAAAAAGUGCACCAGUAAUCCUGUCUGCCAAGUUUAAGCAAAUAAUGGAUUGCAGUUAA
Molecule: messenger RNA, 1263 nt
Organism: Sinocyclocheilus anshuiensis
Lineage: Eukaryota; Metazoa; Chordata; Actinopteri; Cypriniformes; Cyprinidae
Product: A-kinase anchor protein 13-like
Exons: 8
Coding region: 313-1263 (316 amino acids)
Biological process (GO): actin filament organization; positive regulation of neuron differentiation; cell morphogenesis
Cellular component (GO): ruffle membrane; cytoskeleton
Molecular function (GO): microtubule binding
Source: RefSeq, a predicted model, not a curated record